UUUUACAUGAUCCUAUACCUGAAGAUGCGCCUAUACCAAAACCUUUUUUUUUUUCUUUUUUUUUUUUCUCGACUUAUUCUACUAUGAUUCAUCAAACGAUGCCAAAAAAAUCUUUAUGCGACGAUAAAAUUGUUCAACAAUUACUAAGAAAAUUAGAUGAGGGCACACACACUAUCAUCAAUCUACGUUCCUUAUUGACCUGUAAAUCAGCAGAACUGAACGAACUUGUCCGUCAACUCGAACUCAUAGACCAAGCAUUAACCAGUGUAGAGAAUGGUACAGAAUAUAUUGAAGUUGUGCUGCAAGAUACGUGUUCGUCAGAUAAGCUGUUAGAUGCUGAAGCUGCACUUGAUUCUGCCAUACAGUCCGCCUCUCGUCUCUGUCUGAUUGAUCAUUAUUGUCAUCAACAACAAGACUCUGCUAAACGACAAAAACUGCUGUCUAAAAUGGACCGACUCUUAAAAGACUUGGAUAUUAUCCAUGAAAAGCAGAAAUACAUGCAUGAUGAUAUAGGUGUGCUACAGAAGGCUUACAAAAACUUGGAUUUAGCAAGCACAGUUGCCACUUCAAUCAAAACCAGUUUUAACCACCGCCAACAAUUACUCAAGCGAAGAAAUCCACCUCUAGAUAGAAUCAAACAGAUUGAUAAUGAAAUAAAACGACAACUUGUAUCCUAUAAACUGUACACUAGAAAUGCCCCUCUAUAUAUAAACCAACAAGAUAUUGAUACCCUAUUAGAGCUUGAAGAUAAAAAAAUGGUGGAUCGAUUACUCUCACUAGGCAAUGCUUCGUUUAACAAAGUGUUGCGCACUAAAGUCUCACAUCGAAAUCUUUCUUCCAUGGAUACUUUUGGAAAUAUGAAAGGACCACAAAGGGCGGGAAUUACCUCCUCUUAGCAACAUGUCUUUCACUGACAGUCUAUGUCUUUGCUUUCUUUUGAUUAAAAAGUCGAUGUAUAUAACUACUUUCUUUAAUGCUUUACCUAUGGCUACUGAGUUUUGGAUUAAAAGUAGUCCUUCAGAUUGAAUGCAGUGUUCCCACUAUGAAAAUAUUGCACAACGAAUGAGUCCCUCUCUCUCGAUUCUGACAUAUCCUAGCCCAAAGCAAUAGAAUAAAGAUCAUAUGCAAAGAAAAAAGAAAAACGUGUUACAAAG
Gilbertella persicaria is the source of this 1154-nucleotide messenger RNA. RefSeq lists its product as uncharacterized. The coding region runs from base 84 to 896 and encodes 270 amino acids. The transcript has 8 exons. The record is from RefSeq and is a predicted model, not a curated record. NCBI's taxonomy places the organism in Eukaryota, Fungi, Mucoromycota, Mucoromycetes, Mucorales, Choanephoraceae.